Molecule: messenger RNA, 2139 nt
Organism: Gastrolobium bilobum
Lineage: Eukaryota; Viridiplantae; Streptophyta; Magnoliopsida; Fabales; Fabaceae
Product: inositol-3-phosphate synthase
Exons: 10
Coding region: 136-1668 (510 amino acids)
Biological process (GO): phospholipid biosynthetic process; inositol biosynthetic process
Cellular component (GO): cytoplasm
Molecular function (GO): inositol-3-phosphate synthase activity
Source: RefSeq, a predicted model, not a curated record
CAAGUUGAGGGGCACUUAACCACCGUGCGCUAAUUUCUCGUAGAAGAGAGGAACAGCAUUUACGCCAUUCUUCUUCUCCAACACUUUUUACUUUUGUUGUUGUUGUUGUUGUUUCAUUUUUGUUGGUAGGGAAAAAUGUUCAUCGAGAAUUUCAAGGUUGAGAGUCCUAACGUCAAGUACACCGAAACUGAGAUUCAGUCCGUGUACAACUAUGAAACCACCGAACUUGUUCAUGAGAACAGGAACGGCACUUAUCAAUGGAUUGUCAAACCCAAAACCGUCAAAUACGAAUUCAAAACCAAUACCCAUGUCCCUAAAUUGGGGGUAAUGCUUGUGGGGUGGGGUGGAAACAACGGCUCAACCCUCACCGGUGGUGUUAUUGCAAACCGAGAGGGCAUUUCAUGGGCAACAAAGGACAAGAUUCAACAAGCCAAUUACUUUGGCUCUCUCACCCAAGCCUCAGCUAUUCGAGUUGGGUCUUUCCAGGGAGAGGAAAUCUAUGCCCCAUUUAAGAGCUUGCUUCCAAUGGUCAACCCUGACGACAUUGUGUUCGGGGGAUGGGACAUCAGUAACAUGAACCUGGCUGAUGCCAUGGCCAGGGCCAAGGUGUUUGACAUUGAUUUGCAGAAGCAGUUGAGACCUUACAUGGAAUCCAUGGUUCCACUCCCUGGAAUCUUUGACCCGGAUUUCAUUGCUGCCAACCAAGGAGACCGUGCUAACAAUGUUAUCAAGGGCACAAAGAAAGAACAAGUUCAACAAAUCAUCAAAGACAUUAAGGAGUUUAAGGAAGCCACCAAAGUGGACAGGAUCGUUGUCCUGUGGACUGCCAACACAGAGAGGUAUAGUAAUUUAGUUGUGGGACUUAACGACACCAUGGAAAACCUCUUGGCUGCCGUGGACAGAGAUGAGGCCGAGAUUUCUCCUUCCACAUUGUAUGGAAUUGCUUGUGUUAUGGAAAAUAUUCCUUUCAUCAAUGGAAGCCCUCAGAACACUUUUGUCCCAGGGCUGAUUGAUCUUGCCAUCAAUAGGAACAGUUUGAUUGGUGGAGAUGACUUCAAGAGUGGUCAGACCAAAAUGAAAUCUGUGUUGGUGGAUUUCCUUGUGGGGGCUGGUAUCAAGCCAACAUCAAUUGUGAGUUACAACCAUCUGGGAAACAAUGAUGGUAUGAAUCUCUCAGCCCCACAAACCUUCCGCUCCAAGGAAAUCUCUAAGAGCAACGUUGUUGACGAUAUGGUCAACAGCAAUGCCAUCCUCUAUGCGCCUGGCGAACAUCCAGACCAUGUUGUUGUUAUUAAGUAUGUGCCUUACGUGGGAGACAGCAAGAGAGCCAUGGAUGAGUACACUUCAGAGAUAUUCAUGGGUGGAAAGAGCACGAUUGUGUUGCACAACACAUGCGAGGAUUCACUAUUAGCUGCUCCUAUUAUCUUGGACUUGGUCCUUCUUGCCGAGCUUAGCACUCGAAUUCAGUUUAAAGCUGAAGCUGAGGACAAGUUUCACUCAUUCCACCCUGUUGCCACCAUCCUCAGUUAUCUGACCAAGGCUCCUCUGGUCCCACCGGGUACACCAGUGGUGAAUGCACUGUCAAAGCAGCGAGCAAUGCUGGAAAACAUUCUGAGAGCUUGUGUUGGAUUGGCUCCUGAGAAUAACAUGAUUCUCGAGUACAAGUGAAGCAUGGGAAAGAAUCAUAGUUGGAAUAAUCUGGCUUGAUGUUCAGAAAACUUAUCCCCCUUCCCCUCUUUUUUCUGUUUAGAUUAUGUUUGCUGAUGUUUUCACAAGGAUAAUAUUUUUGUCUUUGCUCGUAUGUGCUUACUUUUAGAGCAGGGCAUAUUUUGUUUUCUAGGUACAUGAAUGUAUGAAUUUGUGUACUUUGUCCUUUGCUCGUAUGUGCCUACUUUUAGAGCAGGGCAUAUUUUGUUUUCUAGGUACAUGAAUGUAUGAAUUUGUGUACUUUGUCCUUUGCUCGUAUGUGCUUACUUUUAGAGCAGGGCAUAUUUUGUUUUCUAGGUACAUGAAUGUAUGAAUUUGUGUACUUUGUCCUUUGCUCGUAUGUGCCUACUUUUAGAGCAGGGCAUAUUUUGUUUUCUAGGUACAUGAAUGUAUUAAUUUGUGUACUUUGUAUUCUGUUGGUGUUUAUCGUUC